AUGCGCUACGUCACCGCGCUGCUAGCUGCCGCGCUGUCUGCCGCGCUAUCUGCCGCCCAGUCGCACGCGUAUCUAUAUACAAGUGCAGGAGGAAACGUAACCAGCAAGGAAGGCGCCGAGCCGGAGCCCGCAGGAGACCAGCUCGACGCCGACGACGAGGGGGACUCCGCUUCUUUUGCGGUAACCACUACUCUUAUGGGCCACCAUUCGGUAAUUCGAUUAACAUGGGUAAUUAGGAAAUUCAUUUCCAAGACUGCCGUCACGCUUACAGAAUAUGUUAGAACUUCUCGUGAACGAUCUAUUAUUUCCGACUUGCCCUGAGUCGAGAAUAAUAGAUCGUCCGCCGGAACGAAGAUUCUUUUUAUCAAAAAGGUAUCCUGUUAUUAACGUUUCAUUACUAUUAUAGGAUAUAAUAUAGGGUACAAAAUCGUGAAUCAUAAAUAAUCGAAAAAUAUGUAAUCAAACAUUGAGGUAAUCCACUCAUGCGUCAUGUCAAGUGUCAUAAAUCGCAAUUAUUGCCGUCUCAUCGAUACUCGCACUCCUGCCCGUGUGUAC
Bombyx mandarina (wild silkworm) is the source of this 555-nucleotide messenger RNA. RefSeq lists its product as uncharacterized. The record is from RefSeq and is a predicted model, not a curated record. Lineage: Eukaryota; Metazoa; Arthropoda; Insecta; Lepidoptera; Bombycidae.